AGUGAGUGAGUGAGUGAGUGAGUGAGUGAGUGGUUCUUGUCCGUAUUUGGUAUCCGCAGGUUGGUAUCGUUGGAAGGACAGGGGCAGGUAAGUCCUCCCUGACGCUUUCUCUGUUCCGCUUGAUCGAGGCCUGUAACGGCUACAUCAUCGUCGACGGCGUCAACAUCGCCGACAUCGGGCUCCACGACCUGCGCUCUCGUAUCACCAUCCUGCCACAGGAUCCCGUUCUCUUCUCUGGCACCCUACGAAUGAACCUUGACCCCCUGGAUCAAUACUCAGAUGACCAAAUAUGGAAAGCUCUGGAGACUGCUCAUCUUAAACGCUUUGUAGAAGAGUUGCCAGAAAACCUGAACCACCAUGUCGGAGAAGGGGGACAGAGGCUAAGCGUGGGUCAGCGGCAGUUGGUGUGUCUGGCCAGGUCGCUACUUCGCCGAACCAAAAUCCUGGUCCUGGACGAGGCCACGGCCGCCGUUGACAUGGAAACGGACUCCCUCAUCCAGAACACCAUCCGUGAGGCCUUCAGCUCCUGCACCAUCAUCACCAUCGCACACCGCCUCAACACCGUCAUGGACUACGACAGGAUCCUCGUGCUGGAUGAAGGGUUGGUGAAGGAGUACGACUCGCCCCACGUGCUUCUUGCGAACAAAAAAAGUAUUUUCUACAGCAUGGCCAAGCACUCCGACCUUGUGUAAGAUGGUGAAGGAUGUAAAUCGUGUGUAACUUGAUUAAAGACCCUGAUCUGACUUGACAUGUCUAAGGUGAUGAAUGUAUAAAAGUAUCAAGAAUGUUGUCCUGGGUACGACUUAGUUACUCAGACAGCUGAGCACUGUUUCAAGUUUAGAAAACGUUUUGUUUACUCACUCAUUUUGCUCAAAAUAAAAACCUGUAGAUGUAGGGCUAGAGUUGACCUCUCACCACCACCACCACCACUACCUCAACACACAAGCACUAAC
Molecule: messenger RNA, 953 nt
Organism: Pomacea canaliculata
Lineage: Eukaryota; Metazoa; Mollusca; Gastropoda; Architaenioglossa; Ampullariidae
Product: multidrug resistance-associated protein 1-like
Exons: 5
Coding region: 249-692 (147 amino acids)
Biological process (GO): transmembrane transport
Cellular component (GO): membrane
Molecular function (GO): ATP hydrolysis activity; ATPase-coupled transmembrane transporter activity; ATP binding
Source: RefSeq, a predicted model, not a curated record